Molecule: messenger RNA, 1041 nt
Organism: Didymosphaeria variabile
Lineage: Eukaryota; Fungi; Ascomycota; Dothideomycetes; Pleosporales; Didymosphaeriaceae
Exons: 2
Coding region: 1-1041 (346 amino acids)
Source: RefSeq, a predicted model, not a curated record
AUGAAAAUGAACGAUCCAAGCGUACCAUCCAAGAAAGCGCCCUCCCGCCCAUGGUCGCUCCGCCGAAAAGUCCUGCUAGGCAGCGCCCUCGCCAUCGUCGUCCUCGGCCUCGCGCUAGGUCUCGGUCUAGGACUAACACUCGGACGCGACGACGAUGACGGAAACGAUAAUAAUAACUCUCCUACGCCUACGGCAACCUCCUCACCUCUCCCCACACCGACCGGGAAUCUGACUUGGACACCCCGUGUGAACGACACAUGGCAGAUCAUCCUGCAGUCGAACAUGAUACUGGAUAAGGACGCCAGCAGCGUGACGCCCGAUGUCGCAGUCUACGACAUCGAUUUGUUUGACACGGACGACGAGACGAUUUCUACGCUUCACCGUUUAGGGAAGAAAGUGAUAUGUUAUUUCAGCGGGGGGAGCUAUGAACCUGGGCGGCCGGAUAGUGGAGAUUUCCAGGAGGAGGAUAUGGGGAAGGAGCUGGAUGGGUGGCCGGGGGAGAAGUGGUUGAGGCUGGGGAAUGAGAACGUGCGUAAGAUUAUGAAGGCGAGGGUGGAGUUGGCGGGGAGGAAGGGGUGCGAUGGUGUGGAUCCGGACAACGUUGAUGGCUUUCAAAACGACAACGGUCUGGGCCUUACCGCCGACGACAGCAUCUCGUUCAUGGGCUAUCUCUCCAACCUGACUGUGCCGCUCAAGCUCGCCCUUGGCCUCAAAAACGCAGGUGAUAUUAUCGCCGAAGUCCUGCCUAUCGUACACUUCUCCGUCAACGAGCAAUGCGUUGAGGAGAGCGAGUGCGACACCUUCCACGCCUUCAUCGACGCAGAUAAGCCCGUGUUCCACAUCGAAUACCCCGAUGGGGCAGGCGACCAGAGCGGACUGAAGAAGGGCGUCGUGCAGAAGUACUGCGGAGACCAGGGUGCGGCGGCAGGUUCCGACAGGUUCAGCACCGUACUGAAGAAGAUGGACCUGGAUGGCUGGGUCGAGUAUUGCGAUGAGGCUGUAAAGAUCACGACAGUAAACCAGACAAAUUCGGGAAGGUGA